Molecule: messenger RNA, 2629 nt
Organism: Benincasa hispida (wax gourd)
Lineage: Eukaryota; Viridiplantae; Streptophyta; Magnoliopsida; Cucurbitales; Cucurbitaceae
Source: RefSeq, a predicted model, not a curated record
ACUUCCAGAAACGCGCCGAUUUAAAAUUUCUCCUCGGUUACCUCGCCAUCUCUACAACUUCAAUUCCGAUCGUUACCCCCGUUCUGCAAACCCUUUCUCUCUCUUCUUUCUCUCUUUCUCUCUCUUGCUUAGUUUCACUGAGACGACCACCAUGGACGACCAAACUCAAGCUGUGAACUCCUCCACCAGUGGCAAUUCCGGCGAAGAUUUCUACGAGAUGAUCGAAGCGCCCAAGUUCGUCGACUUCACCGUUUCCGAUCACUACAUUCCCGAUGAUCGCUACUGGUUCUGCUCCCGAGUCGGGUGUGAACAGAUGCAUCCAGAAGAAAUGGACUCUGAUGUCGUUUAUAAAAAUUUUGUUAUGCGGGUAAUGGCAGCCAGGAGUCCAAAUGUACGGCUUCAGAGAGCUCGAAGGAACCUGAAAUGCCCACUUACAGCUCCUCCGAAGUCUUCCAAGUCUAGAGUGGCAAGGCUAGCUCUGAUAUCUUCCAUUUCCAAAAGGAUAGUGGAUGCAAGAGUGAAAUCUAGACCGCCUACUACUGCCAAGCCUGCUACGACUGCUAAUGUAAAGCUAAAACAAGCUCAUGCCAAGGCAAUGACUACUCCAAGGAACAGGAAGCUUAACUCCAAUACCAAUUAUUUUCUGAGUGUUACAAAUUCAAAGACAACAUCAGCUGAAGAGCCAAAGACUACCAAGGUAGCUAAGGUUUUGGUCUUUCAAUCUCCAAAGAAAGAUACGAAAAAGAGAACUCCAACAGAAAUGAAUACCCCUGUGAAGACUAUAUGUGCGGCAAUGAAGAAACUUGAGAUUACGGGUGCAAAGAAGAAUGUAUUAGGGGAUGAGAAGAAUGCAUUAGGUGAUGGGCAGUCAUUGCCCCAGGAUGUUUUGAAGAAAAAGUUCAGAGGACGUGAGGUGAAGAGCCGGGUUUUUGAUUCAUUACGAACUCACAGUUCCAAAUGCCAGGAUGUCAAAUCUGUAAGAGCUUUGAAGAGGAGGAGCAAAGAAAAGAAGAUAAAGCCAUCUCUUCCUGAUCAUGUUGCCCAAAAAAUUGUUGAUGAGGAUACCAGUGACAUGGAUAUUGACGUGAAAUCAAGGCAAGUUUCAAUGCAAGGGUGCUCUCUGUCAAUUUCUUCUAAGAGUAAUGAAGGAAAUCCAGAUGAACUUUCAAGAACUGAAGAUCCAGAUAGUUUGUCUAAAGAUUCUAAUGUAACUUCAAUUUCAAAUUCUGAAGAGAGAUUUUCGGAGAAAAGUGAUCUCAAGGUUGUUCUAUGUGAAGUAGAGGACGAGAAGAACCAAGAGUACUAUCAUGAAGAGAGAGUCAAACCAGGUGCUUCAGAACUUCUGGAGAGUGAUGAUAAAGAAAAUGCAGCUGAAAUUAAUGAAGGUAAUCGAGAAGAAAAGGCUUUGCAAAUUGUGGAGCCUUUGAAUGAGAAUACUGAUCAAGUGUCCAAAAACUCUAGAGAUGAUGAGACUAAAGUUUUGUGUGAAGUGGAGCAUGAGACGAAUAACAAAUGCAAUCAUGAAGGGAGAAUGAAAUCAAGGGAAAUACAGAUGAAUGUCUCAGAACUUGAGAGUGAUGAUAAAGAAAAUAUAGUGAGUGCAAAUAAGGAAAAUGCAGUGACCUCUGAUGAUGAUAUAGAGCAUGAAAGUGAAACCACCACAAAUGAAAAUGUCGCACCUAAUUACAACAGGGAAAACAAUUCUCAGGACCAGUCCGAAAGAUUGGCAUUUGGCAAACUUGAGAGUUCUAAAAAUGCAGCAAAGGUCAAAGGAGUAUUAAAGAAAACUGUGAAAGAGAAAUCUACCCCUGCUGCAGUUGGUUCUCAUGGGCUGAAACCCAGCAGACCAAAGUCCACGAAUCCCAAGCCAUUCAGACUAAGAACUGAUGAAAGAGGUGUACUUAGGGAAGCAAACUUGGCGAAAAAGCUUAAUUGUCCUUUGAAAGACAUCACUGCAUCUCGAAGGUUUCAUGGGGACAAGUUGGAGAGAAAAAAUCAAUACGCGAAACAAAAUUCUGAAUGUGAAAAUCAUGUUGAGGAAGAACAUGAACAAAGGAUGUUAGAGAACAAAACCCAAGAUGAUUCACGAGGAGGAACAGUACCGGAUUCCUUGAAGAACGCAAAAGAAGAUUUUGAACUCAAGUUAUGUACAAUGGAUUCACAAAAUUGUGUUGCUUUAAAACACAAAAAACAGAGCCUUUGCCGUCAGCCUGAACCUGGCAAUGACAGAUCAACCAAGAAAACAGAGGAUAAUUUGAAAACGACUAAAUUAGAAGAGAUACAACAAAGAGUUAGGAAGCCUAGAAGAAGGGAUGUAUCAUCUAAAGAAAUAUCUUCUCUGGUACCAUCUCACCAACACAGGGCAAGGAACAAAACCUCUAUGAAGAUAUCGAGUGAAAAAGCUUCUAGAAAACCAUCUGAGGCAUUAUCUCGAAAAAGGAGGCCUGCUGCAACUAUACCAAAGGAGCCAAAUCUUCAUAGCAAUCAUCUACCAAGGAGAGCUGCUCAAGAAAAUUGUCUAAGGUGAUCGUGAUCCUCACCAGAGUUAUUAGUUCAGAGCUGGAUUGUUUUCAGUUUGUUCAAUUAAAUCAUUGAAUUGUAUUUCACUACAACUUACAUUUAGUUUAUA